ACUGUGAGACCUUCAAUGCAAGCGCGGUAAUGGCGAGUACGAGCGCACACAUUUUGUAUUUACAAUCCUACCCUCCAAGACAGAUUGUCGAAUCAGCAUCUAGAAAAACUUGCUGAUUUGGGUCCACCUAUUAUGGGUUACAUGGGGGCUCGUGCCCUACGCAACCAUGUCACAUUAGUGAUUGGCAUCGUGGAGAAGUUGGGGAAGUUGGGGCCGCUGUCGUUCCGCUAGCUUAGCUAGAGAGCUAAGGAGGAGCUAACGCCGGCAAGCUCAUUACCCAUGUGGGUAAGAGAUGGACGAAGAUCCAAACGAGGAAUAACGCCCGAGGCUCACCCCCCAGCUCUCCAGCUCCCAACUGCUCAUGGAUACCAAAUUCCAUGUGACAUGAGUGAGAUGCAUGCGAUGGAGUCGGUAGGAAUGAUUGCUCAUAUUCUCGAUCCUCCCAUCUUGGGCUCGCCUAUCACGUCUUCUACUCCGUGGUCGAGCUGAACCGGAGCUUCAUCUUCAAGUCAAAGGACGAACGACACCUUGGAAGCCUUCCUAACAACUAAUCCACAGCCGUCGCCAUGCUGUUCUCUAAACUCUUCAUAGCGGCCUUGGCGCCGGUCAGCUUCGUCGCUGCAGAAUCGGUGCCAGACUUGGAUCUUGAUGCCAUUCUUGCAAAGCAUAACCUAGCAUUGGUUCCUCGAUCUGACCUCACAGAUGCAUUAACUGAGCUUAACGGACUGCUCAGGAGAAAUCAAGUCCAACAACAGAAAGUCCCCAUAUACCCACGAGCUGGCAACAGCACUGGCUCGAGUUCUUCCAGUUCUUCGUCGGGCAGCGGGCUUGACCUUGGAGAUCUUUCAGGACUAGGAGACCUAGGCCAAGCGAUCGAAGGCUUGACUUCGCUCCUCUCAGGCCUGGGCGAUAUUGGAAGCCUUCUCAAGGCCAUCGAAUCCCUUCUAACCUCGGAGUUCUUGCAAGCUCUCCACGAUGCUAUGGUAUAUCUGGCAGCGACUCUCCAGCCGCCUAUUCCCACUAUCGCCAGGAAUGUUCUUACCAAGGUUGAGCCGGUGGUCGACUUGAUCUCAACACUAGACCUAAAGGGCAUCAUCGAUGAGAUUGAGGGUAUCGACAUCAAAGGCAUACUUAGCGCGUUAUCGCCACUGCUGCAACCUGAUGCCAUCAAGGGCGUCGUAACCCUGCUGACCAAUGCCGAAAGUCUUUUGACCAAGGACACCGUUGACUCGCUCAAGACAUUGCUUUCCAGUGUACAGCCACUCAUCGACAGCCUUGGAAAGAUUGACCUCCAAGGUAUUCUUGAUGCCAUAGCCCCACUUCUUACCGCAGACUCCAUAAAAGGCAUUGUUGGUCUGCUAGGAAACGCAGAGAACCUGCUUACAUCAGAUUUCGUUGACGAUACCAAGUCCUUGAUCUCUGGAGCCGGACCGCUCCUCGAUAGUCUCAAGAAUAUUGAUUUACAAAGUCUAAUCAACCAGAUCACGCCAAUUCUGAACGAACUCGGCCAACUUGACCUCAAGGGCUUGUUCGAAGCCAUUAGCCCCUUGUUGACGUCGGAUUCUAUCAAGGGCAUUAUAGGACUUCUAGGAAACGCCGAGGAUCUUCUGACGAAAGACUUUGUGGAUCAAACCAAGUCUCUCAUCUCAUCAGCCGGUCCUCUGCUCUCGAGUUUGGGUGAUAUUGACUUACAAGGCUUAGUUAAGCAAAUAUCACCCUUGCUCGACACUCUCAGCAAGAUUGAUAUACAAGGCAUUCUCUCAGCUGUCGAGCCAUUGCUGACAGCCGACUCAGUAAAAGGCAUCGUUGGACUCUUGGGCAACGCUGAGGAUUUGUUGACAGGUCAAUUCGUCAACCAGACACAGACGCUGAUAUCCGGUGCCGUGCCCUUGAUCGCAGCCGUCGGCAAAAUCGACCUGGAAGGCCUUAUAAACCAGGUGGAACCACUACUGGAUGCUUUAAGCAAGGUUGACAUAGCUGGGCUCAUCGAAAAGGUAGAGCCUAUCCUGGACGCUGUAGGCCAAAUCGAUAUCGCUGGUUUAGUGAAACAAAUUACACCAAUCCUCAAUGCCCUCGGACAGGUUGAUAUAAGUGGUCUUGUGAAGCAGAUUGAGCCAAUCCUGACUACCCUCAGCCAAGUUGACAUCGCAGGCUUGAUUAAACAAAUCACCCCGAUCCUCAAUGAGUUAGGUCAGAUUGAUCUGGCAAGCCUAAUCAAGAAAGUAGAGCCUAUCCUCGACGCCCUGGGUGAUAUCGAUAUUGAUGGGCUAAUCAAGCAAAUCACUCCUAUCUUGAAUUCCCUAGGCGAUAUCGACAUUAAGGGUAUCUUUGAUGCAAUCGCCCCACUACUCACACCAAACUCCGUCCACGGCAUUCUUGGGCUCGUUGACAACGCUGAGUCUCUACUAACAAGCCAGUUUGUCAACGAGACUCAUACCAUCAUCGACGGCGCAGCACCAUUAGUUGGUGCUCUCGGACAGAUCGAUAUCAAGGGCCUCAUCAAUCAGAUCAAACCACUGCUCAGUACACUCAGCGGAAUUGACUUCACUGGCCUCAUCAGCGCUGUCAGGCCUUUGCUCAGUGCGCUGGACAAGAUAGACAUCCAGGGUAUUGUCGACCAAGUCACACCUCUGAUUACGCCGACAUCCGUGAAAGGAAUAUUGACUUUAUUGGGUAACGCGGAGAGCUUGUUGUCGGCUGCUUUCGUCUCGCAGACGACCGAAUUAAUAGGCGACGCUACGCCGAUCGUAGCGACUGCUUCAGACUUCAUAAACGCCAUACUGCAGGCGUUAAUGGGAAAUGGAACAUCAUGACGGGGCAUCUUGGUAAUGACGGGAAGAGACUUGGGCAACCUAUCAUGAAUAAAUGAUGCAGUAUAUUAAUGAAUAAUAAUGAAUGUUAAUGAGUUUAACCA
Messenger RNA from Annulohypoxylon truncatum, 2914 nucleotides. RefSeq lists its product as uncharacterized. Bases 567 to 2813 code for a protein of 748 amino acids. Lineage: Eukaryota; Fungi; Ascomycota; Sordariomycetes; Xylariales; Hypoxylaceae. The transcript is spliced from 2 exons. The record is from RefSeq and is a predicted model, not a curated record.